This is a messenger RNA of Lates calcarifer (barramundi perch), 915 nucleotides long. RefSeq names its product fibroblast growth factor 9 (gene fgf9). Gene Ontology annotation, cellular component: cytoplasm. The transcript has 4 exons. Gene Ontology annotation, biological process: positive regulation of protein phosphorylation; fibroblast growth factor receptor signaling pathway; regulation of cell migration. The record is from RefSeq and is a predicted model, not a curated record. Gene Ontology annotation, molecular function: fibroblast growth factor receptor binding; growth factor activity. NCBI's taxonomy places the organism in Eukaryota, Metazoa, Chordata, Actinopteri, Centropomidae. The coding region runs from base 229 to 828 and encodes 199 amino acids.
CUUGUCCCUGUCUUUCAGUACUUCAGAGCAGACAGAGGCAUUGAGGAGAUAAAAGAAGAAAGUGGGUGUAGUGGUGAUGAGCAGAGGAGGCAGAGGAGCUCAAGUUCAGCAGAAGAAAAGGAGGAGGCCUAACCUGGACCUGCUGUACCGACACUGUACUCAAGACUGCAGCCUUUCCUCAAUAGAUAUGAGUGGGACAUUGCAGUGUGGUCUGCUGGCAGCUGCUUGAUGUGUUUCACUAUGAAUGUUUCCUUGCUGCUGCCUGGUCUGCUGUGGCUCCUGGUUGUCUCCAUGUGCGAUCAGCCAGUGGGAACAAAGAGACAAGAAUCAAUGGAUUCAUCUGAGAACCACAGCACUCACCUCCGGGGACUCUGGAAGUUACACAUGAGGGACAUCCUGCUGAAAGGAAAAGGUUCUACUCAUCAUCCAAUCAGUGAAGGGGUCAGACAGCAGCUGCUCUACUGCCGUGUUGGGAUUGGCUACCAUCUCCAGAUUCUUCCCAGUGGCUCUGUUGGUGGUGUCCACAAACCCACUGAAUACUCUUGGCUGAAGGUGUUUGCUAUGAAGCAAGGAGUGGUGGGAAUCAAAGGAGUCAAGAGUAGCUUGUACCUCUGUAUGAGUGGACAAGGACUGGCAUACGGAGCAGAGCAGUUUUUUGAUGACUGCCUGUUGAAAGAGAACCUGGAGGAGAAUCACUACACCACCUACUCCUCUCUAUCUCAUCCAGGUUUCUACCUGGCUCUCUCCCAAAAGGGAGAACUUAGGAAGGGCAACAGUGUGGGCCGCCAUCAGUCUUGCACCCACUUUCUCCCUCGUAGAACACUGUGAUCAGGGUCCACUACCAACCAGCUUUUUCAGAACUGGAGCCAGAUUUGAAAUAUUGUGAGUUUGUGAGGAAAGCAACAGCGUGGCAAU